Orbicella faveolata is the source of this 2249-nucleotide messenger RNA. RefSeq names its product ras-related protein Rab-11B-like. The record is from RefSeq and is a predicted model, not a curated record. Gene Ontology annotation, molecular function: GTP binding; GTPase activity. Lineage: Eukaryota; Metazoa; Cnidaria; Anthozoa; Scleractinia; Merulinidae.
UUGGCCGAUGAGCUCAACGGCUUGUCAGUUUACAUCAGCAGUAUCGCAUGGGGUUUUUCUUCGUAUUAUUAACUCAUUUCGAUUCACAGUUAUUGUUAAUUUCAUCGCACAAAAAGAUCACUUCUUCGUCCAUUUUUCAAACCUUUUGUUUACGAGGUCACCUGUUAACAAAUGGCUAAGUUCCUGCCCUCAUGUUUAAAGAUGAACAAAAACAAGGCUUGAUUAGCAUACUGAAGGAAGGCAAAACGUACACAACUUACCUCAGGCGCUUUCAUAACCCAACGACACCACAGACUCAUCAAGCCUAAAUUAUAAGUUUGCUUUAGGUUACAGUUAAUAUCUAAAACAAGGCUCUACCGUUUUUAGAGGAAAUCGCACCUGCGUAAUAACAGAAUUUUGGGAUUUUUUACCUACAACAUCAGUACAAUAGAAUACGCUUACGUCUCGAGAGCUCUGACCGAUUUUGCAAAUGUUGAAGAAAGAGCAAGCGAUCGAUAGAGAAAGAAUUACUUAAUCGGUCCAUGCUGGUUGCAUUUGUAUGGUAACAACCGACGCCUGAAAGUCCAAUCCUAGUAAUAACUAUCAGACAAGUAUUAUGUUUGAACGACAAGCGAGCGUGGAAGACGCGUACGAUUAUCUAUUCAAAAUCGUUUUAAUUGGUGAUUCUGGAGUUGGGAAGUCCAACUUGUUGUCACGCUACACCAAGAACGAAUUCCAUCUCGGCUCCAAGGCAACUAUCGGCGUAGAACUGGCUCAAAAGACGAUUGAAGUGGAAGACAAAAAUAUCCGCGCUCAGAUUUGGGACACCGCAGGCCAAGAGCGCUACCGAGCCAUCACAAGCGCCUACUACCGAGGAGCCAUGGGCGCCAUCUUAGUUUACGACAUUGCCAAGGUAACGUCGUUCCAAAACCUCGACAAAUGGAUAGAGGAACUGAAACAACAUACCGAUUCAAACUUGUCCGUAAUCAUAGUCGGCAACAAAUCGGACCUCAAACAUCUUCGGAUCGUAGAAACUAAACGAGGUCGCCAAUACGCCACUGACCAGGAUAUGCUUUUUAUGGAGACGUCAGCGCUAGAUUCCACGAACGUCACCGAGGCGUUUGAGGAUCUUGUGAAGCACAUAUAUGAGGGGAUAAAGAAAAGAGAAAACGAGAAAAAAUCGAGAACAGUGUUGCCUCUUCCAGCGGAUCACUUGGCACACAUCCAGAAUGGAACUAACGGAACUGUUAAUAUUGGAAAACUAGCUGCAGAGAAUCAGUCUGUUAAACAGAAAAAUAAUAAGCUUCCUUGUUGUGCCACAUAAAGAAGGGCCAUCGAUUUAUCCUUUACAGAUAUUCAGUAACGUCAAGACUGAAAAUUUAGAAAAGUGAUGUUUCACAGCCUAUAUACUCUGAUGUUUGAUCAUUACACUGCCCUGCACUGAGGAUUUUGGUUUAAUCAGUUCGGGAGGUAAUGCAGGAAUUUGAAAGUUAACUCGUAAAGUUCUGAAUUAAGCAAGAACUAGCGUGGAACAGUUUACAACAUAUGGCAAACACUGUUAAGACACGUAUUACGAAGAAUCCACUUGAUGCCAUAUAAUUUAGAUUCUAAACUCCUCCUAUCCCCCUGCAUAAAAGGUUUUGUUUCUAUGUAAGGCGUUCAGAAAUAGCAAGCCUGCGAGCAGGCUCACCUAUGAGUCACUCGCGCAAGUGGUGAAGAGCGGAGAGGGAUCUGGUGAAGAUGCUUCGUCGCUCGCUUGGAUCGCCGCUCUCGCGUGUGCUAAACUUGAGCCUACUCGCAGGGUAGGAAAUAACUGGACUUCAUAUAUUUCUGUGAAGGAGAUAUUAUACAAACCAAAUUAUUACCUUCAGAGUAAUCGGUUCUCCUAGAACCAUAAAUGCGAUGUAGAUUCGAUGAUACAUAAUGGGUUCAAAUUACUGAGUAACUUUAUUCUAGCCUGGGACGUGAAAUGACGGUUUUUCAUACUAUGAAUGUUGCCACUCGGAGUGGCAACUCGAGCAAGAUAUGGCUUGCGUUUAGUUGUGCCUGUAUGAUUCAGUUGUAUUGACCUGUUUCAGGUUUUCUUAUAACAGGGGCUGAAGGAAAGAGAUUGCAACGAGCAAAACUGAAACAUAGCUAUAAUCAUUUCUAGUGAAAACCCUGUUAUGUAGUUUUAUCUUCAGUUACCGGCUAGGGAACUAUGUUAAAGACCUCGUACACAGGCAAGACAAGUUUGCGUGUGGAAACAAUAAAAACUUUGAGGGCUCCAA